AUGUUUGAUUAUAAUGUUUGGCCACUGCCUGCUAGUAGACCAGCCCAGCUGCUUGGAGAGCUGUGUGGAGCUGGUGUCAGCUGCGAUGCAUGUUUAAAAGGAAAUUUUCGAGGUCGCAGAUACAAGUGUUUAAUUUGCUACGAUUACGAUCUGUGUGCAUCUUGUUAUGAAAGUGGUGCAACAACAACAAGGCAUACAACUGACCAUCCAAUGCAGUGCAUACUAACAAGGGUAGAUUUUGAUUUGUACUAUGGUGGAGAAGCUUUCUCUGUAGAGCAGCCACAGUCUUUUACUUGUCCUUAUUGUGGAAAAAUGGGUUAUACGGAAACAUCUCUUCAAGAACAUGUUACUUCUGAACAUGCAGAAACAUCAACAGAAGUGAUCUGUCCAAUAUGUGCAGCAUUACCUGGAGGGGAUCCUAAUCAUGUCACAGAUGACUUUGCAGCUCAUCUUACACUGGAACACAGAGCUCCUAGAGAUUUAGAUGAAUCCAGUGGUGUUCGGCAUGUUCGUAGAAUGUUUCACCCAGGCCGGGGAUUGGGGGGUCCUCGCGCACGUAGAUCAAACAUGCACUUUACUAGCAGUUCCACUGGUGGGCUUUCAUCUUCGCAGAGUUCAUAUUCUCCAAGCAAUAGGGAAGCCAUGGAUCCUAUAGCUGAGCUUUUAUCUCAGUUAUCGGGGGUGAGACGUUCUGCAGGAGGACAGCUCAAUUCCUCUGGCCCUUCUGCUUCUCAGUUACAGCAGCUGCAGAUGCAACUGCAGUUAGAACGACAACACGCACAGGCAGCACGACAACAGCUGGAGACUGCACGCAAUGCAACCAGGCGCACCAAUACGAGUAGCGUCACCACCACAAUUACACAAUCUACAGCAACAACCAACACAUCUAACACAGAAAACAGUCAGCAGACUAUCCAGAAUUCCCAGUUUCUUCUUACAAGGUUGAAUGAUCCGAAGAUGUCAGAAGCAGAGCGUCAGUCAAUGGAAAGCGAGCGGGCAGACCGUAGCCUAUUUGUUCAAGAGCUUCUACUGUCCACUUUGAUGCGGGAAGAAAGUUCCUCCUCAGAUGAGGAUGAGCGGGGGGAGAUUGCCGAUUUUGGUGCUAUGGGCUGUGUAGAUAUUAUGCCUUUAGAUGUUGCUUUAGAAAACCUAAAUUUAAAAGAGAGUAAUAAAGGAAACGAGCCUCCUCCACCUCCUCUUUGAUGACAUCCCACUUCGCAGACAAUGUCCUCUGUGCUGUAUUUGCCAAUGAAAGUGGACAACAACUAUCUUGGGUUUGUUUUGGUGAUUGUAAUUUCAGGUCUGUCACUCUUGUUACAUUGUGUACAUUCAAAAGGAAGAGAGAAAAGAUAUAUAUGAUAAUCAUUUCCACUUAACUAAUUUUUACUUCUAGCAGGUAAAUGUAGGUUGCAGUGCAGAGGAGAAAAACCUCUGUCCUGUACCUUGACAUGCAAAAGGCUCUCCUAAUACUCCACAUUCAAACUGAAGAGGAAAAAAAAAUGAAAAAUCUCUAAUGAAGCUGCUGUGUGUAUUUAUGAAUAUUAAUGAAUAAAAACUGCUUGGAUGGUUUACCUUAACUACUGCAUGAGGUUUUUUGCAGCGUGCAUGAGUUUUAGUGACCUUGUCAUUUAAAAAAUUAAAUACAAGGAGUAAAACUAUAAAAACCCAAAGCUUUCCCAUUAUUCAAAGGUUACGUGACAAAAAAGGUUAUUGGUCACUAGCAGCUUGUAGCCAUGAAGUAGCUUUUGAAUAAUAUACGAUUGAAUCAUCUUUUUAUGUGCUUCCAGCACAUAAAGCAAGCUCUGCAGUGGGGUACGUUGUCAUUUUAAGGGUGUGGCAUUUUGCUGUAUGUGACCAUUAUGUUUGCCCUCUUAGUUGUCACAUUCAUGUGGAGUUCAGCUUUUUUAUGCAUCCGUAGGAGACACAACAGUAAGGCCACUGCUGGAAUCUGCUGCAAAAGGGCUUUUGUGUGCCCUGAAAUCAAAUCUUGUUCAUCUUUGUUUAAAGUUUUUCCUUUUGUGGUUGUUAAAUUUUUAAUUGUUAAACAUGUUUUAUUCAGGUGUAGAUGAUUCAUUUAUUCACUGUCUUUUUUUAAAAAAGAAAAAAAAAUUAACCUGGAUUAUGUUGUCUUAGUUUUAAAAGCCUUCACAGUCUCAAUCAUAUUUUUGAGUUAUUUAUGUAUUUGCUUCCUAGUUUGCAGAGACUUGUCAGUAUCAGGAGAGCUUGAGGAUUUGACUUCCCAGACUUUGUCAAUAUAUUGCAACUGAAUUCUUAAUGCUAACUUUAGCACCUUUUAUUUAUUGUUUCUUUUGAUUAUUUUUCUGGCUUAAAACAAGCAAAAAGCCUUUGAAUUGAAUCAUGCCACCUACAUGCCUAUACUAUUAAUCCUCUAUGUAAAAAAAAAAAAAAAUGUACAGUGUUUUUGUGCAUAGACUUUCAUAAUAGCCCCAAAGCAAGGACAGUAGGGGUUUGGGUUUGGUUUUGGGUUGGGGUUUUUUUUUUUGUUUUUUUGGAAUGUUAAAGUUAGACUAUAAAGACAAAUGCACACAGCUUCUGAUGAAUUUAAACUAGGCUUAUACCAUAAUCAUGUAUUUCCAGGUCUUUAGCACCUCACCCCCUCUCUCCUUCUCUGUAUCCUUCCAUCUUUGCACCAUUUCAACCAUUUUAGAAUAAAAUUGCAGACUUGAGCACCAGAUGGUGUUCUCAAUAGAACUGUGACAUGUAUACUAAUCUAAGUAACAAAAAGCCACCCUCUAAGUUGAAAGUUUCAGUUUUGACCUCAUUUUCUUAAUCCUCAAUUCCAGUGAUUCCCACACAGUUACAGCAUUCGCUUUGUUUUCUUUUAGUCUCUGCAACAGAAAUUAUUUUAAGGGAAAUUUUACACCAGUUCUCUGGUUAUUCUAGGAGUUACCCCAGUAGGGAUUUUUUUUAUUGAUUGUUGAGGAUUUUCAAAACCAAUUUUCAAGCUGUAGUCUUUUCAAACACAUCUGCACAUUACAGUAAGACACACCGUUCAAUAAAGCAUUUUCAAGACUGUU
Molecule: messenger RNA, 3038 nt
Organism: Gavialis gangeticus (Gharial)
Lineage: Eukaryota; Metazoa; Chordata; Crocodylia; Gavialidae
Gene: KCMF1
Product: potassium channel modulatory factor 1
Exons: 8
Coding region: 1-1203 (400 amino acids)
Biological process (GO): synaptic signaling
Cellular component (GO): plasma membrane
Molecular function (GO): zinc ion binding
Source: RefSeq, a predicted model, not a curated record